AUGCAGAGAACGCCAGAAUCAACCCUUACCGGCAGUACUACUAGAAGUAUCCGCAGCGCUCUGCUCGCUGGAAAAAAUACCGCACUGAAGCGGCAGAGUACAUCUCGGCUGGACUCCCGCACAGCGGAAAUCGAUGACUCCCACGACACAAAUACUCCCGACGGAAGUGCCCUACAAUCACUGCAAUCUCCUCUAGACCUUCAGCCAGAACCAUCUACAGAGUCCGCGGAAAACGAGACAAGUCCAGCAAUCAGUAUCGACCCAUGGUUCGACAGUCUGAAUGUCUUCAGAAGCCCUGUCCUCAUCGGCGAGGCUGCCGAUGCCGCUUUUGCGACUAGAUUUCGCCAGGUCAUCACGGACCCGUUAGCUCCCGAGCCUAUCCACCUCAUACGACUGAAUUAUGCCUCCAACGAGUCCAUGAUGUCGCUGGCUCAGGUCAACACACCAUGGCCUGGGCCUUCUCGCGCUAAGUUUCUGCUUGAGGCUGCCAUGAAGUACAUUGGGCGUUCAUAUCACAUAGUGGAAACACAAGCAAUUACAGAAAGUUGGAAGCAGAACAAUCAUGACGCGAGCUUGGAAGCGAUAGUCCUUCGUUGUAGAACUUGGGCCUUGUUUGCUAUCGGGGAGCUCUACAUCUCCAAAUCCACCGGUGUCCACGGUUUCCCUGGAAUGGCAUACUUUGCGCAAGCAUCCAAGGCUUUAGGAUACCUUGAAGAGCGCCCCGAAGUCGAAACCGUUGAGCUUUAUCUUCUUUUGUCUUUCUACUCCAUGGCCCUAAACCGACGAUAUAGUGCGUACGUUUUUGCGGGCACUGCCGUCCGUGUCGCUAUUGUCAUAGGCCUACACCUCAACAUCCCGGAGUCUCAAUUGCCAGACCCCUUGGUUCGCCGACAUCGAAAAAGCCUCUUCUGGACUGCAUAUAUCAUAGACCGACUCUAUGCUGCGAAACUAAAUCACCCGCCGGCAAUUCAAGAUGAUGACAUUGGUGUUGACCUGCCUUGCGAGCCAUCUACUUCGAGCUCGACCGAUAGCCAUGGUGACUCUGAUUAUUAUGUUGCUGAUAUCAGACUAGCUGGUCUACUUACUUCCAUUAUUCGGUCUGUCUACAGCGUCCGAACGCAAGCUGAAGGUACAUGCGCAAACCUCUCAAGCCGCGUACAAGGCUGCCUCAAAGAUCUACAAUCCUGGUUUGAAAUCUUACCUCGGCCGUUACAGAUAGGAGACAAGUCUCUGAACGAGCCUCAUGAUCAUAAAAUUGUCUCUCUCCAUCUUCGUUUCUAUCAGGUUAGCCAUCAUGAUCAAUCAGGUAUCCUCUACAGUACCUUCAAGAAGCUGAUCUUCACUAGUAUUGCCAGCUCGCGUCCUGGUUCGUCUCCCGCAACAUCCAGUAUCCCUGCCGAAGCGACAGCACUGUCAAAGGCAUGCAUACGAUGCGCUCAUCAGUCUACAAGACUACUCACGCGAGCGUGGAUCGACGGAACCUUUGUGACUUUCGAUUGCUUCUUCACACAACACCUCUUCUCGUCGUUGACGAUCCUCGCCAUUUCGAGUCUCUUGGAUGGGAUAGGCAGUCGUCUUGAUCGGGAUGUCUACGAGGAGGCAUCUCAUCUUCUCGACCAACUAAAGAUGGCUGGAAACGUGGUGGCACAGGAUUAUAGUCGCCAUGUUGAAGUAAUGGAGUCAACGAUGUUGUCGAACCUAAAAGCACAUACCCAAUCCCUCCCAGAUGGAGCAGCGAAUUCUUGCGACGAUACUCUCGCCCAGGAAAUUGAUCGAAACUUAGCUGAUGGGGUAGUCCCAGCAGCAGGUGUACCUUGGCCAGAGCCGUCGUUGCAAGAGCUGCUAUCCCAACCAGUGAUAGAUGUUCACUUUUUGGAGGCUGCUGUUCGAGGAGAGCACUCGCAAGGAAUUCAUUGGCCAGAUGUGUUUGUAGAUAGAUGUAAAGUCAACGUCGGCUACUUUUCGCAAGCCACCAAAUGCGGUUUCCACCGCCAGAAGGCCGCUCACUGCACCCAACCCAAACUUACCUCAACAACCGAAUGUCGACCUGUGCUUCGAUUAAUGCCAUUGGGGGGCUCAGUCACAUACGGCGUCGGCUCUUCUGAUCAAAACGGGUAUCGGAAGAAACUCUCUGAGUCACUGCACGGCUGCGGCUACAAUGUCUGCAUGGUUGGAUCCCGUAGAUCCGGCAACCAUUUUAACAACGAACAUGAAGGCUGGCGGGGGUAUAGGAUCGACCAAAUCGAGGCCAGGGCGAAGCUAUCAGCAGCGAAGUUGUUGCCGCAUGUCUUCACUGUGAACGCCGGAUCCAACGAUUGUUUACAAGGAUACAAGUUGACAGAAGCACGAUACCGCCUUGUUCACCUCUUGGACACCCUCUGGGUUGCCUCGCCUGGCUCAACCAUUAUUCUCUCAAGCCUACUGGUCAACCAGAACGAGGUCGUACAGCAGCGGGUUGAGGAAUUUAACAUUGAGGCGGAGAGACUAGCACGCCAAUUGACUCUUAAAGGCAGGAAAAUUGUGUUCGUCGACUUGCAAAGGAACGACGGGCCCGCCAUGGAAGAUUUGGUGGCGGAUGGGACACAUCCGAACGAUACUGGAUAUGAAAAAAUAGCCCGGAAAUGGCUAGGGGGCUUUCGGGUGGCUGUAAAAAGAGGCUUCUUGCCCCCCGCCCGCAAGUCCCAGAUCAGCUGA
Messenger RNA from Colletotrichum paranaense, 2694 nucleotides. Its product is annotated as fungal specific transcription factor. The transcript is spliced from 6 exons. The record is from RefSeq and is a predicted model, not a curated record. Gene Ontology annotation, molecular function: sequence-specific DNA binding; zinc ion binding. Gene Ontology annotation, biological process: positive regulation of transcription by RNA polymerase II; DNA-templated transcription. Gene Ontology annotation, cellular component: nucleus. The coding region runs from base 1 to 2694 and encodes 897 amino acids. Lineage: Eukaryota; Fungi; Ascomycota; Sordariomycetes; Glomerellales; Glomerellaceae.